AUGCUCGGAAUCUAUGGUGGGAAUCUGGAGAAUGGCGACGAUACAAGACACGAUGGAGCCGAGGACCGCCGAACUGCGCUUGCACCGCCUCUGCAGAUCCCUAAGAACAAGAGCACGUCAAACCUCGGUGUUAUAGGUGACAAUUCGGAGAAGGCUCGCAUCCGCUUCUCGUUUGAUGCUGGCGCCGCCGCCGCCGAAUAUGACAAUCUCUCAAGGAGCAUGCUCGUGACGGAUCACGACCAUGGCCUAGGCCUUUCCGGGCUGAGGCGCAUACGCCAGCAGCACAACCCAGCGCGCGCUCCCACGCUCCCAUCGCCGUCAAGCCGCACGCCAUCCCUCGGGGCGUUGACGAGGUCAUCGUCCCUCACCAUGAUGACGGAGCCGCCAGGCCUCAUGAUGGCGCCGAUAUCUCCCGGCCCAGGCUCGCCUACCUUCACCGAAGAUCUCAGUCGAUUCCCGUCCGAAUCUCUCCAUUCCUUCUCUUUUGCUCACCAGUCCGAAGACCUCCUGCACAGUCGCCAGAACGUCCUCAAGCGGUCGAUUGAGUUUAUGAAGGACCGGAUGGGAUGGUCGGUCGCAUCGAGUGCGGCAAUGGCUAGCGCCCAAGCGCGCGUCACUGGGGACGUCGAGAUGCAGAACAUGCUGGAUUUGCUGGCCAAGGCGCAGCUCGUGGGAGCCGGCAACAUCCCAAAUGGCGACUCCACCCUUCUCACGGGGCCACUGAGCGGGCCGGCCACCAUGUCGGGUGAAAAUGUGUUUGACAAGCAGUUUGUGCCGAGGAGUACAAGCCCCGACCUCUUUGACGAGACCCCGCUGAUCUCUCCGGCGACUACGAGAAGCAUCGGCACACAAGAAUUUGGGGAACAUGAUCUGGGUUCCGGAUCAGAUCCGCGGCCCCCAUUUUCACCGUCCGGCCUCGGAGCCGAAUCUGAAAACUCAUCAAGGACGCCGACAAACGAGAGUGGGACCACGGCAAAAACCUCGCCCCCGUCUUCUAGGCGCCCCAGCUUUCUGAAGCGGACUUGGACGGACACGGUCCACAUCUCGGUGCAGCAAAAGCUCAUGGACGCUAUGGCGAAGCCCCUACUUCCAGGCGAGCCAGGUCACCAGGAGCAUAUUGGGUCGCCCACCAUGGCCCAGCCGUUGACGGCCCCGCUGGGUCAUCCUUCUAUGUCAAGCCAUGGGACGAGAUGGGUACCCGCGGCGCAAGCCAUCUUCACAACGGAAUCGAAACCCCCUUGGACGAUCCUUGCUGCAAACGACCUUGCUUGCCUGCUGUUUGGGGUCACAAAGGCUGAGGUUAGGAAGAUGGGUAUCUUGGAGGUCGUGCAAGAGGAGAGGAGGGCAUGGCUGGAGCGGAAGUUGCGCAAAGGGUUCCCCGAAGAUGCUGGCGACGGCUCGGAAAGCGAGAUUACGCAGCCAAACCCAGUUCCGCUGCCCUCGUCUCUGAUUGGGGGACGCGGUGGCGGGAUAACAGCCAAGCUCUUGAGUAAGCCAAAUUCGAGAUCGCAAACUCCCAAAAACAGCACCCGGCGGCCGGCAACUAUACACAACGGCGAUCCAAAGCCGCCAAAGCCGGGUCAGUCUCACCACCACAACAACAAAUCCAGGGGCGUGUUGCUUUGUGGAGAUGUAGUCCCAAUCCAGAAACGAAAUGGAGCCACGGGAUCCGCUAGCUUGUGGGUCAAGGAAAAGAGGGUUGGCUUGAUCUGGGUUCUUGAAGAGAUACACGAAGAUGUUGCCAACCUUGUUCUUGAUGAAGAGGGAACCGUGGCCGCCAUCUCAGGAGCCCUGGGCCCAAUUUGGGGAGACGACGACCUGCAGCCCGGAAGCGAUGUUGGCAAAUUAAUACCUCGCAUUCCACGCCAGGGCAUCGACCCUCGAUAUGGUGAGAUUGACUAUGCUGAGGUCGCAAAGCGAAAGUAUUACACUUGCCGCAACUGCGACAGAAUUAAUAUUCCAGCCACAGUCGAGCAGGUCAGGGGGACGCCAGAGCUUCGAGUAUCAAGCUUUCCCCAUAUUGCGGGUAUCAUUGUGGUUUGCACCAAAACCCUAACCAUAAAAAGCUCAAAUUCUGUCUUCUGCGGCGCACUUUUUGGUCACGAGUCCCCCAACGGCAUGUCGAUCAACAGUCUCGUGCCCGGUUUCGACGGCGUGCUCCGCAUUCUCACCGAGGAAGACGGAAUCCGCCUAGUGGACGGCAUUGUCAUCCCCGAGCACUCGUUCAGAAAAGCCUCGGCGUUCCUCGCCCUAAGAGAAGGCCGACCGGACGCGGCGACAGGAUUCCUACGUCCCGAGGGUCUGCUAGCAAAGCAUCGUGACGGCUCCGAACUAAAAAUCGACAUACAGAUGCGUGUUGUGAAAAGCGAAAAGCAGCACGCUUUGCUCGACGAGGUGGUUAUUGAGACGAGCGAAGACGAGUCUUCUUCCGAGAGAAGCGAGACCAGGUUCACUACACCACAUUCAGAGAUGGUAUAUGCCCUCUGGAUUACCUACUCAAGACACUUGCACGCCACCCGCACCAAUAUGGGCGCCUCAUCACCACUCCUAUCAGGCACCGCCACUCCACUUCAUCAACCGUCUCCGGGACAGACGCCGGCCCACACUCCGCUCGAGAUCCAGUCAGACUCGGAUGAGGCGCCAAAGGAGCGUUCCGCGGCCUCUCUGCUUGCCAGGCAACUGAAAGAAGCGGCCAAGAGCGCCGCCCUAAAGCUGACGGGCUCCCAAAAGGCGCCUGAGGCUCAGAAGGAACAAGCCCCAGUCAAACAGCUGACCGACCCAUCAAACAAGAAGACUAUUGACGAUUUUGUCAUUCUCGAGGAGAUGGGCCAAGGCGCAUAUGGACAGGUCAAGCUUGCACGCUACCGGAACAACGCGAAGAGGUGUGUGUUGAAGUACGUCACAAAGCGGCGUAUUCUGGUGGACACGUGGACUCGGGAUAGGCGGCUGGGGACGGUGCCGCUUGAAAUCCACGUUCUCGACUACCUGCGGAGAGACGGGUUUCGGCACCCCAACAUUGUCGAGAUGGAGGACUUCUUCGAGGACGAGGUCAACUACUACAUCGAGAUGGUGCCUCACGGGUUGCCCGGAAUGGACUUGUUCGACUACAUCGAGCUGCGGACCAACAUGGACGAACAGGAGAGCCGCAGCAUCUUUGUGCAGGUUACACGGGCGAUUCACCACCUCCACACCAAGGCCCAAGUCGUCCAUCGCGACAUCAAGGACGAAAACGUAAUUCUGGAUGGCGAAGGCCGGAUCAAGUUGAUCGACUUUGGAAGCGCGGCAUAUAUCAAGAGCGGGCCCUUUGAUGUUUUUGUGGGCACUAUUGAUUAUGCUGCCCCCGAAGUCUUGGCGGGCAAACCUUACGGCGGCAAGGAGCAGGACGUGUGGGCUCUCGGCAUUCUCCUCUACACCAUCAUCUACAAAGAGAACCCCUUCUAUAGUAUUGACGAAAUCAUGGACCGCGACCUCCGUGUACCCUACACAAUCAGCGACGACAGCAUCGACCUGAUCCGCCGCAUGCUGGAUCGCAACGUAUCCCAGCGCCUCGACAUUGAGCAGGUGCUGGCACAUCCAUGGUGCCAGAUGGAAUGA
Lasiosphaeria miniovina is the source of this 3594-nucleotide messenger RNA. RefSeq lists its product as uncharacterized. Gene Ontology annotation, biological process: intracellular signal transduction; protein phosphorylation; negative regulation of glycogen biosynthetic process. NCBI's taxonomy places the organism in Eukaryota, Fungi, Ascomycota, Sordariomycetes, Sordariales, Lasiosphaeriaceae. The coding region runs from base 1 to 3594 and encodes 1197 amino acids. The record is from RefSeq and is a predicted model, not a curated record. Gene Ontology annotation, cellular component: cytosol; nucleus; cytoplasm. The transcript is spliced from 5 exons. Gene Ontology annotation, molecular function: ATP binding; protein serine/threonine kinase activity.